Messenger RNA from Prunus avium (sweet cherry), 2164 nucleotides. Its product is annotated as Tetratricopeptide repeat (TPR)-like superfamily protein. Gene Ontology annotation, molecular function: protein binding. NCBI's taxonomy places the organism in Eukaryota, Viridiplantae, Streptophyta, Magnoliopsida, Rosales, Rosaceae. The record is from RefSeq and is a predicted model, not a curated record.
UUGUCCUUCGUCUUCACUUCACAGGCUUCCAUCCAACUCACCAAAAGCAGAAGCAGCGCGAGGGUUUUCGCAUAGGGUUUUAGCAAAAUCCCAAACAAACACUCACAAAAUUACAGAACUUUACAGUUCCGGCCAUGAGAAAAUCUCCAAUCUCACUGUUCUCUCAUCUCACUCGUCAAAGACUUAAAUCCUCUACUCCCCUUCUUUCCAGAAAUUACAUUUCUGACCGCACCUCCUCCUCAUCUUCUUCGCCGCUGGUCUCACCGACCCGUUUCAGGCCCUGCACCGAAACCCAUGGCUUAUUCUUCAAAAGCAGUCAAUUCCAAGCAAACCUAUCUCGAAAUAUGAACACCCUUGUUGAAAGAUCACCUCAAGUGUCCUCAAGGCAGAGAAAGUCCAUGGAAAAAUCUGAGCUUGAAGAGGCUUUCGAGUCUGCAAAGACUUCUGAAGAAAUGCUUAAGGCUUUCAAGAACAUGGAGUCAGCUUUUGAUGAGAGAGAGCUUGGUUUGGCUUCUUUAAAAGUUGGCCUCAAACUUGACCAAGAAGGUGAGGACCCUGAAAAGACUCUGUCUUUUGCUACCAGAGCCUUGAAAGCUUUGGAUAGAGAUGAUAAACCUUCUUUGCCUGUUGCCAUGGCUUUACAAUUAUUGGGUUCUGCCAAUUAUAGCUUAAAAAGGUUUAGUGAUAGUUUGGGGUACCUUAACAUGGCUAAUAGAGCAUUGGGUAGAUUAGAGGAGGAGGGUUUUGAUGUUCGGGAUAUUAGGCCUGUGCUUCAUGCUGUACAGCUCGAGCUGGCAAAUGUAAAGACGGCAAUGGGGAGGAGAGAGGAGGCUCUUGGGAAUCUUAGGAAGUGUUUGGAAAUUAAGGAGUUGAUGCUGGAGAAAGAUAGUACAGAACUUGGCAAGGCGAACCGGGAUUUGGCGGAGGCAUAUGUCGCUCUUUUGAACUUUAAGGAUGCAUUAUGCUUCUGUAUGAAGGCAUUGGACAUUCACAGACAGCAGUUGGGGCAGAAUUCGGUGGAGGUUGCACAUGACAGGAGGCUUCUUGCUGUUAUUUAUACUGGGUUGGAGGAGCAUGAGAAGGCCUUGGAGCAAAAUGAGUUGUCACAAAGGGUUUUGAAGAAUUGGGGUCUUAGUUCUGAUUUGCUUCGUGCAGAGAUUGAUGCUGCUAAUAUGCAGAUUGCACUGGGAAAGUUUGAUGAGGCUAUUGAUACUUUGAAGCUUGUUGUUCAGCAAACAGACAAGGAGAGUGAGACUAGGGCACUGGUGUUUAUCUCGAUGGGAAAAGCCUUAUGUAAUCAGGAAAAAUUUGCCGAUGCAAAGAGAUGUUUGGAGAUUUCUUGUGGAAUUCUUGACAAGAAAGAGACAGUCUCCCCGGUAGAUGUUGCUGAGGCAUACUCAGAGAUAUCAAUGCAAUACGAAUCUAUGAAUGAGUUUGAGACUGCAAUUUCACUGUUAAAGAGAACAUUGGCUUUGCUUGAGAAGCUCCCACAAGAACAGCACUCCGAGGGGAGUGUUUCGGCUAGAAUAGGGUGGUUACUUCUGUUGACGGGAAAGGUCUCACAGGCUGUUCCUUACUUGGAGAGUGCAGCUGAGAGGUUGAAAGAGAGCUUUGGUCCCAAGCAUUUUGGUGUGGGCUAUAUAUACAAUAACUUGGGGGCAGCAUAUUUGGAACUAGACAGACCUCAGUCAGCUGCUCAGAUGUUUGCUGUUGCGAAGGACAUCAUGGAUUUUUCGCUUGGCCCCCAUCAUGCAGAUUCAAUUGAGUCAUGCCAGAACCUCUCAAAAGCAUAUGAUGCCAUGAAAAGCUAUGCCCUUGCAAUCCAAUUCCAGCAGCAAGUAGUUGAUGCUUGGGAAAGCCAUGGACCAAGUGCUCAAGACGAACUCAAAGAAGCACACCGAGUUCUCGAACAAUUGAAGAAAAAAGCCCGUGGCACAUUUGCAAAUGAUGAGCAUACUACAAAGGCCUUGCCCUUACCCCAAACUCAUCCAUCUGCCAGGAGUUCAUAAGCCUUUCGCCUGUGAAUUAGAAUUGAUUGGACAUAAUUUAGAAGAUGCUCAAAUUAAUUGAUCCAUUGCAUAAGAACAUUGCAAGGAUUGGUUAGCUUCAUCGAAUGGUGGGGGUCUCUGGUUGCUGGUUUUAAUUUUUUGGUUGUGUUACGUAG